Molecule: messenger RNA, 1097 nt
Organism: Calliphora vicina (urban bluebottle blowfly)
Lineage: Eukaryota; Metazoa; Arthropoda; Insecta; Diptera; Calliphoridae
Exons: 4
Coding region: 132-998 (288 amino acids)
Source: RefSeq, a predicted model, not a curated record
AUCAACAAUAUUAAACAACGAUACCAUACUACGUACUGUUCUAUUUUUAUUUACAACUUCUUAUGCUCAUGUAUAAAUGCUAUUGUCGUAUUUUAUAAUUUUGUUGUUGUGUUACACUAAUAUCAACCACAAUGAGUGUUUUUAUUAAACAGGAAAAGAAAACCAGAAAACGCAACAGGUUUAAUCCUGUUAAAAAAUGGGAUCAUAAUGAUGAAGCUGCCAUAAUAAAUUUUUUAAAACAACAUCGCGAAUUUGAGAAACCAACAGCACGAAUGUAUUACACAAAAUUCACGUCAGAAAAUGCAAUGGAUAUUUAUUGGAAACUUGUGUACUAUAAAGUACGUAACAUGCAUACAGUAUAUCGCAGAGCUAAAGAAUAUCAAAUGAAUAGAGGAGAAACCAAUGAUAUGGAUGCAGAAGCUAUGAGAAAUAUAAUGUUGAAAAUAUGUUGGUACGUGGAUGAUUUUGACCUACUAUUCCCUAAUGAAAUAGACGAUAAUAUAGGCCCAAAUUCACAAGAGCCUAGUUCAGAUGAUGGUGAUGAAUCUGAAUCUUCAAACAAGGAAUAUGACAAUAUAAAAAAAUAUGAAAAUAUAAAUAUUGAAAAUAAUAACUUACCUAAUAAUAGUUUUAACGUAAAAUAUCUUCGUGAAGAACCCUCUGUAUGUUAUUUCCCUAAGAGCAUAGGAAGAGAUAUACUUGCCGUGCAAACGGGAAAAUAUAAUUUCAAAAGACGAAUUUUUUUUAAAGAAACCACCAAAAAACAACAAGAACUUGAGCUGGCUAGAGAGAAUUUUAAUAUGGAAAAAGAGAAAUUUCAGCUAGAAAUGAAAAUAAAAGAAAAACAAUUCAAUACCCAAGAAAAAUUAAAGAUUAUGGAGCUACAAAUGAAGGAGAGAAUAGCCAUGAAAGAGUUGGAACUUAAAGAAAAACUGGAGCUGAAAUCAAUUAAAAAAAAACAAGAAAAUAUUUCUUAUAAUAAUGCAUAUGUACCAUAAAUUGUCUUAGUUUUACACCAUAAUUUUGUUCAUUUCUUUUAAUUUUUUAAUAUUUUUAAUAAAAUAACCUGUUAUAAUGCAAAUUUAAUAAAUUAUAAA